AUGGCAAAGAAAAAGAAUAAACAGAUCAUCCGCCCAUGGUGCUGGUACUGUGAAAGGGAGUUUGAAGAUGAGAAAGUUCUUAUGCAACACCAAAAGGCCAAACAUUUCAAAUGCAACAUGUGUCCUCGCCGAUUAAACACUGCCGGCGGUCUGGCCGUGCAUAUUCAACAAGUUCAUAAACUAGAACCAGAGAACCUUCCACGGAUUGAGAACGCUAUGCCAGGACGUGAUGGGUAUGAAGUGGAGAUUUUCGGAAUGGAGGGCAUUCCUGCACCUGAUGUUGCAGACUAUAAGCGCCGCAAGGAAAUCGAACUUGGCUUAGCUGCAGGUUCUAUAUCUCAGCCUCAGCCUAAGAGACCUAAGAUUGAAAAGAGGCCUUUAUCGGAGGACGAACUCAAGGCUCAGUUAGAGGCCCAUAAGGCCUUGAUGGGCGGUAGCAGCGAUAAUCCUCCUGCUCUUCCUGCAGCUGACAAUAGUGCCAGCGGGGUAUACGGUGCUCCUCCACAAGCAUAUGCUGCCCCUCCUACUCCAGUUCCGGGCCUUCCACCGCCAGGGAUGCCUCCUGGUAUGGGACCAGGUGCGCCUCCUCCAUUCUUCCCGGGAGGGCCACCCCCUGCCGGGGCUUUACCGCCUUUUCCGCCUUUUCCUGGAAUGCCCGGUUUCCUUCCAGGACAUCCACCACCUGGCUUCCCUAUGCCUCCUGGUCUCAUGCCUCCACCGGGUAUGCUUCCCCCAGGUGCGCCACCUUUUCCUCCCGGAAGUGUUCGGCCACCAUUCCCUCCACCACCUUCUUUUGUUCCCGCUGGUUCAGCAUCACCGUUCCCACCAGUUACACCAGGGAUUGGAUCUGGUGCUCCGCCGCCAUCGGCUGCUGCUAUGGGACCACCCGCUGCAACCGCAGCGCCACCUCCUUUGACCUUGCCAAAUUCGGCCCUCGAACAGAAGUAUGCGCCUUUCAAGAAACCGACAGAACUCAAAUAUGCAAACCCGAACUUUUCCCCUGAAGAGAAGCGGGCUCACACUAAAAAGUACUAUGUUGCUCGAGACUCGACGAAUAUGCUGCUAUCUGGCAUUGACUCUUCUGCACUUUCAGCUGAAGAGACGAGAGGGAAGAAAAGGGCACGAGCAGAGGACUUCCUCUAG
Messenger RNA from Suillus fuscotomentosus, 1143 nucleotides. RefSeq lists its product as uncharacterized. Lineage: Eukaryota; Fungi; Basidiomycota; Agaricomycetes; Boletales; Suillaceae. Gene Ontology annotation, cellular component: nucleus. The transcript is spliced from 6 exons. The record is from RefSeq and is a predicted model, not a curated record. Bases 1 to 1143 code for a protein of 380 amino acids.